UAAAUAUCUGAAAGAUCAAAAAGUUCUUUCUUUUAAUUUAGUAGUGCAGAGAAAUGGAAGUUGUUGAUGGAAAAUGUUUUAUUUGCGCUGAGCAAUACGGAAAUGAUAGUCGAAGUAUUAUGCAGCUGGUUACCAAAUAUUCUGGUACCCUAGUAUUGAAAGUGCUGGAACGCUUUUUAGACAGCGAUUUGUCGGAGAUUGUUCCGACGUUGAUAGCUUCCGUUGUUUGUCAGGAAUGUGUUGUGAAACUGAAUGAUUAUGAUGCGGCCUACACAAAAGCGCUGAUUAUCCAAAAGGAAUUCACCGAUUUGUUGAAGAAAAAUGCGGUAUUUGUUGGAAGAAAUAGUCACGGCGAGGUGAUGUAUUUUAAAGAAGAACCUGAUACAGCUUGUCUAGAUUUUUUGGUGGAAUGUGAUCAAAACUUCGAGGAAAGUAUAGAAAAGCCAUCAAAAUAUAAUAUCAUAGAUACAAGUGAUCGAGGAAAAGUUUCAAUGAAAUGUAAUCUCUGUGGAGAAACCUUUCGUUCCAUGCAUGAAAUGCAAGAUCACUCGCAUACUCCAGACAAGGCAGAGGAAGUGGAUUUUCAUGUUGAAUACAUAGAUGAAACAGACACUUUUAGUCUUGGCGAGGAAUAUGUCGAAGAAGAACAUUUGAAUGAAGAUAUGUACGAGCAGGUACCAUUGGAUAAUCCUGAAGAAGAAACCCAUAGCGAGGACAUAAGCAAACCUAUUCCAGAGGAGACCAUACAUGUUGAGAAAAAACAAGCUUUGUCUGGUCUACAGAAAUGUAGCGUCUGUAAAGUAGAUUUUAAAACCAAGAAAAAAAUGAAGAUGCAUAUAGAAGAGCAUCAUCCGGAUAUCGCAAAAAACGGCAACAAUCAUAAGUGCGAUAUUUGUGGCUUAAAAGUCAAGACGAAGUCCAACCUUUUGUCGCAUAUGGCCAAACAUGAUAGAAAUAAUAAAUUUACGUGCUCGUUUUGCGGGAGAAAUUUUCAGAGUAAUGGCGCGCUAACGAGACAUCUUCCCAUGCACACAGGUGAAAAACCAUACCAAUGCGACAAAUGCGGGAAACAGUUUUGUCAUCAGUCUUCAUUUACCAUGCACAAAUUGAUGCACGAUGACAUUCGUGAGAAGAAAUGUGAAAUCUGUGGGUUUGCUCUGCGUAAUAGCUCCCACUUAAAGCGGCACAUGAGGAUUCAUUCCGGAGAAAGGCCUUUUGAGUGUCCGACAUGUGGCCAGAGGUUUGCUCAGCGAUACAAUAUGACAGCUCAUUUGAAGGCUCACCAGGGAAUCUAUCGUGAACAGUCGCGAAUCUACAAAUGUCCAUUUUGUGAUCAAGUUUUCCAACGAAAACUCAAACUGCAAGAACAUUUGACGCGGCAACACAACACCGUGGUUGAUUCUGUUUUACUCAAACCCUCGGAACGCCAGCAGUUGAAAAAAUUAAGUAUCGAGUACGACAAACCUAUUGAUAAUAAAUGA
Sabethes cyaneus is the source of this 1481-nucleotide messenger RNA. Its product is annotated as zinc finger protein 714-like. Gene Ontology annotation, biological process: regulation of transcription by RNA polymerase II. Bases 54 to 1481 code for a protein of 475 amino acids. Gene Ontology annotation, molecular function: RNA polymerase II cis-regulatory region sequence-specific DNA binding; DNA-binding transcription factor activity. The record is from RefSeq and is a predicted model, not a curated record. NCBI's taxonomy places the organism in Eukaryota, Metazoa, Arthropoda, Insecta, Diptera, Culicidae. The transcript is spliced from 5 exons.